Messenger RNA from Mytilus trossulus (common blue mussel), 1116 nucleotides. RefSeq lists its product as uncharacterized. The record is from RefSeq and is a predicted model, not a curated record. The transcript is spliced from 4 exons. NCBI's taxonomy places the organism in Eukaryota, Metazoa, Mollusca, Bivalvia, Mytilida, Mytilidae. The coding region runs from base 177 to 1079 and encodes 300 amino acids.
AAGAGAAACACGAUAUAGAACUAUGACAUAUUUAAGCAAGUAACAUAUUGUGAGACAUUUUUACUUUAUAAAUAGAAAAAGAUUUUUUUUCUAGGAGCCACCUCCAAAAUGGAAGUUUACAUAGCACUAGUCAGACCAUAGAUAUUUGUGAGUGGCAGUUUUAAAAAAACUCCAAGAUGAAGGUGGGAUUGUUAUCCAUCCUGGUCAUCCUGGCAGUACUAGUUGUUGUAGCAGAAUCCUAUGGUAGAAGACAUAUAAGAAGAAUUAGCUUUAGACACGUACGAAGAUAUCAUGCAAGAAGAAUAGUGUUUCGAAGAAGGCAUUAUAAAAGAAGAGUAUUCAAAUUGUUCAGAAGAAAGUACUAUAAAAGAAGAACCUUAAAAUUGUUUAAAAGAAAGUAUUAUAAAAGAAGAAUCUUUAAAUUGUUUAAAAGAAAACACUAUGUGCGGAAGAUAUACAAACACAGAUACAUUCAUAAGCAUCAUAUUCACAGAUAUCUACACAAGCUUCUUCACAAAUAUCGACACAAGUAUGUUCGCAAAUAUCGACACAAGUAUGUUCGCAAAUACGUUCAUGUGCACAAACCUGUUCAUGUUCAUGUGCACAGGCCUGUUCACGUUCAUGUGCACAGACCUGUUCAUGUUCAUGUGCACAGACCUGUUCAUGUUCACAAACCUGUUCACGCACAUGUUAAUAAAGGUGUGGAAGGUCGUGGACAUGGGCCUAUUGAAAGUUUUGAAAAUGGAUACGAUCUCUACAGUUCAGGAACUAGUCAUGGCUUUCGAGGAAACAUUCACCACUAUACUCCAAACUUUGUGAACCGAAACAAGAAUGUCCAUCACAACCUACAAGGCCAUGGUGAUAUCGCUUACAGGCAUGUGUAUGGCGGCGGACCCAGAAGAUAUAAUAGUCUAGGAGGUGGUUAUCAAGGACGAUAUCACGGUCCAGUCGUCAAUGAUCCAGAACGUUUUCACAGUCCAUUGGUGUCUGAUACUGGAAGUUUCCACAGGCCACUAGUCACGCAUUCAGGACACUAUAAUGCAGCGGUCGAGGUUACACAUGGAGGUCGCGAAUAUUAAACCAAUAAAGUAUUUAUUGCUUUUGAUGAAAGGUGUC